Molecule: messenger RNA, 2856 nt
Organism: Ictalurus punctatus (channel catfish)
Lineage: Eukaryota; Metazoa; Chordata; Actinopteri; Siluriformes; Ictaluridae
Gene: cdc34b
Product: cell division cycle 34 homolog (S. cerevisiae) b
Exons: 5
Coding region: 585-1304 (239 amino acids)
Biological process (GO): protein polyubiquitination; ubiquitin-dependent protein catabolic process
Molecular function (GO): ubiquitin conjugating enzyme activity
Source: RefSeq, a predicted model, not a curated record
AAACAUCAGAGCCAUACUAGAGAUUCCACCAGCUGCGACAAACAGUCAGUCAACUAUCUCAGUUGUUUACUCCAUUUUCUCUGUUGAGCAAGUCGCUUUAAACACCGCGUAGAGUUAUUAUUGUUUUUUUAAAAGAAGAAUUUGACAACUUUUGUACAAAAAUAGACAAAGACAUGAUAGAGUAGCGCGUUUCGAAAGAUAAGUCGUUGCCAUUUGGAUAGUUUAGCUUUGUGGCUAGGAAAAUAAGUGUGCUAGUCUACAUUUGGAUGGCGUGAUAUUUACAAAGUAAACCAUUUAUAAUGUUAGACGGUUAAAUAAACGUAUUCGGUUAGUUCGUUUUGUGGACGGAGGGUCGUUUUUGAGUAGGGAAUUAACUUGUAUGUGUCACACUGAGCGACUCGUUCGGCAACUCCAACAAACAAUAGGCGUUUUUGUGUAGCUGGCAGAGCUCGCGAGCUACCACACAAAGCCAGCUAGCACAACCUGCUAGCUUAGCUUAGUUUGGGUUAGCCCGAGAGGAAACGCUACCCAGGCGUUGUCUGUAAAUCCGUUCAAUUCGUGACUUUUUCCUCCCCCUCUCAGAAAUGGCUCAGAACAGCAGUUCUCACGUAGCAAGCUCACAGAAAGCGUUAAUGCUCGAAAUGAAAAGCCUCCAAGAGGAGCCAGUGGAGGGCUUUAAGAUCACCCUGGUGGACGAGGCAGACCUCUAUAACUGGGAAGUGGCCAUUUUUGGACCACCAAAUACACUCUAUGAAGGGGGUUACUUUAAGGCACGUAUCAAGUUCCCCAUCGACUACCCCUACUCCCCUCCAGCCUUCAGAUUCCUCACAAAAAUGUGGCACCCUAACAUUUAUGAGAACGGGGAUGUGUGUAUCUCUAUCCUCCACCCUCCAGUAGAUGACCCGCAGAGCGGAGAGCUGCCCUCGGAGAGGUGGAACCCAACACAGAACGUCAGAACCAUCCUGCUGAGCGUCAUAUCCUUGUUGAACGAGCCCAACACUUUCUCUCCUGCUAAUGUGGACGCCUCUGUGAUGUACCGCAAGUGGAGAGAUAGCAAAGGAAAGGACAGAGAGUACGCAGAGAUCAUUCGGAAACAGGUUCUGGCUACUAAAGCAGAAGCUGAGCGAGACGGAGUUAAAGUCCCCACUACACUGGCUGAGUACUGUGUGCGCACGCGUGCCCCUGCUACAGACGAGGGCUCUGACUUGUUUUACGAUGAUUACUAUGACGAUGAGGACUUGGAGGACAAUAACGAUGAGGACUGUUGCUACGAUGAAGAUGACUCAGGAAACGAGGAAUCGUGACGCUGCCAUCAUCACCGUUAUCCUUUUCAUCACCUUUAUCCUGAAACGUUGAAAAGCUGUCGCAUGCACCUUGUAUUUACUUUUCUUUUGCAAAUGCUAUAAAAGAUGUUUUAGGUUCUUUUCUUGGUCUUCUUUUUUUUCUAGUUGGAAAAUGAAAGCAAAAUGAAAAUUUCUCCUGGUCUCUGUUGAAUUGAGUUUUACAUUUGCUCCCUCAUUUAAUUUAUCUUAACCUUGUGGUGUUUUUUUUCUCUCUCUCUCAUUUUCUUGCAUUAUAGAAAUCCAAACAUUUCUGCUUUGUCAAACAGCUAAAUAAUAGAACAACCAUGAAGGGGUGAAAAGGAUUUAAAUUUUUUUUUUUUUUUUUUUUUUUUUUUUUUUUUUUUGCUGUACUGUGCAUGUUGGCGUUGUGGCAUUUUUAUUACACAGUGCUGCUCCCUUCAUCCGCCAUUUUGUUUUCCUGAAAGUUCUCUAAUUAAGGAUCAUCUGCAAGUCCAACCAGUUCAGCAAUAAAAUGCAUUUUGCAUACUUACAUGCUCCCGAGGCAAGAUGUAGGAGCUGAAUUGUCUUUUAUCCUGAUGUUUGUGUUACAUGAGUGUUUUCCUGAUCUAAAAUCUCUGAUUUUAUGUGCUGAUGUGCUUGAGCAGGAAAAACACUGAACUGUGUUUUGCUGUGGAUUGAUGAUCUACACCUGGUUUGAAUGCUUGUAGAAAGAUCGAUGUUAAGGGAAUGAUUAACCUUUUGGUUUGAGGGACAAACACUUGACGUGUGCCCUGCAGAGGCCUAAACCCCUACUACCACUAUGUCAGAUACCAUGCAUUAUUUUAAGAUGGUGGCGUUUUAACCUCAAAUUGUAAUCACACAUUUCCUUAUGUCCUGUGAUAGUGUGCAUCCGCUCAACCAGGAUGCGAAUCAUGACGUUAAAAUGGUAGGAGGGUCUUUUUUUUUUUCUUUUUCCUUUUUUUUUUCCUGUCAAAUUUAAAUAUUUGUUUUUGUGAUGCCAAUAUUGUACCGCACCCUCACAAAUUACAUUUAAUCUACAACUAGGUUUUUAUUCAUAGAGAAUGUAUUUUUUUUUUUCAUGGCCACAAUGUAAAUUCCUUCAUUUGGGGUUAUUGGGUUGAUUUUUCUCCUGGACUUAUGAAUGGUCAUGUGUUUUGAUUUUUGAAUUUCCCGUUCAGUAAAAUGAUAGCCCUGUCUGCAUUAAUUUAAUUUCAUGUCUUUGUGCAUUUAUUGACUGGAGAGGGCUUUUAACUACAUCAGCACUGACCAGUUGAAUUAAUUCAAUGUGAGCUUGUUUUAAUUGACUCUCAGGAUAAAACAAAUAGGAAAAAAAAUAAAUAAAUAAAAAAAUCCCACAGCACCACCAACCUUCCUGUGAACAGCAAUUUAAUCAGUCUAUCAAUUCUGUUUUUGAAGGCGGUUUACAAUCUUAAACGUUGAUGCUGAUGUGCACAUGUGAGUAUGUGGCUGAUCAUUUUACUGACCUGUAUGUAUUUUUAUGGUUUGUUGGCCUAUUUAAAACUGAAAAAUAAAAAUCUUUAUUAGAAUAUGA